AUGGUUCUGGAGGUAGCAGAGGCUAAAUUGGCUCGAACUUCGGCUAAACGCGUAUUUAAUCGGAACGUCAAGAAAUUAGUUGACUUUAUUAACUCUAAAGAUACGGCUGCAUUAAUCGAGAGUAGAUUUAAAGAUUUGAAGCAGCUCUGGGAUGACGUCCAACGGAAGCACGAAGGGUAUAUAGAAUCGCUGGAAAAUUCGAAGACGACUUAUGAUGUUGAGCAAGAGGAUGGAUGGAUUGAUGAAAUGGAUAAAGUUUAUGAUGACGUGUUACGGCAAAAGUUGGCAUACUUCGAGACCGUAGAAGAGGAUCAAAGGGAAAUCGAACGGCAACAAGAACAAAUUUCUAAAGAGAAAGAAGAUCAAAUUCGUAAGAAAGAGGGCGAUAAAGCUAUUUUUCGAGCUGAACAAGCCCGCAAAGUUGAAGAAAUCGCAUUUAGACAAGAGGUGGAAAAUCUAGAAGAGGCAUUAGCUGCAGAGAUAGACAAACCCAAUCCGGCAGCAUCAAUGCUUGAAACGGCAAGAACUGAGCUAAAAAGACAACUUGAAGAGUGUAAAAGGGUUAAUGGUGAAUAUGUUCUGCUACUUGAUGCUGAGACAGCUGGUGAUGAGAUAGCUUGGUUCACGAGUCUCCAAAAGAUUUAUUCGCAAAUAUCUAAAAAAAUCGGCGACGUUAUUCAACGGAAAAGUGAUACCAAAGGUAAUGCAAUGAGAGGAAGCACAAUGAAACUAGAAAGAAUGAAAUUACCCCAAUUCAGUGGAAAUAUUCGAGACUACCCUCGUUUUCGAUCAGAUUUUGAAAAACAAAUCCUACCAGAGUUGGAAUCUGGAAAAGUUGCAUAUGUCCUCAAAUCAUGUCUCGAAGGUGAAGCAUUUGAUGCCAUCUACAACUUAGAUGAUGAUGUAACGAAAAUGUGGAAGCGAUUAGAUGAGAAAUAUGGUCUGCCAUCAAAAUUAGUCGAUGUUGUUGUAUAUGAUAUUAAGAAUAUAAAGCACUUACAGGAAGGAGAUGAUCAAUCAUUUCUAGAGCUUAUAAAUACGGUUGAGAAAGGCUAUCAAGAUCUAGCCAGAAUCAAUAUGGAAUCUGAAAUAUCCAAUAGUGGAACAGUCAGUUUAAUCGAAGAACGAUUGUCUCGUGACAUUAAUUAAGCGGGAAUGGUCUAGAGAAGUCAACAGAUCAACCAGCAAAGUAGAACAGAAAAAUAAGUUCCCGUAUCUUCUCCAAUUCCUUCAAGAACAAAGAAAGAUUAUAGAAUACGAGCCAUCAGAGCUGAGGACUGGAGGGGAUCAUGCUCGCAAAGGUCGUGUCCACAUGAUUGACCGUGAUGGAAAGUUUAUUGAAGACAAAGAAGCUACAAAGACGACCAGGUGCUUAGUUCACAGCUCGAGCACGCAUAAUACAGCCGAUUGUAGAGUAUAUCAAGAGAUGGCGCCUGAAGGGAAAGUCCAGUUGUUAAAGGAAAAGCAAGCUUGCUGGUCAUGCCUCAAGAUUGGUCACCGCUCUAUUGACUGCAGACAACGCAAGAAAUGCAACAGUGAUGAUUGUUCAAAAUAUCACCAUGAUUCCUUACACGUAGCCCACGUUCAAGGGGUUGCAUUCCAUAUACCAUAUUUUUCCCGGCCAAAUUCUGACGCAGAUGGAAAGGAAUCGGGAACUUGCUUGCUGCAGGUGAUGAAAAUAAAAUCAGCUGUCAAUGCUGCUCCUUUAAAUGUGCUGUGGGACGGUGGUGCAACCAUUAGUCUGAUCACCUUUGCUAAAGCACGUGAGCUAAGUUUGGAUGGAGAGGAAAUUAGGCUGUCGGUUGUCAAAGUUGGCGGUGUCAAGGAAGAGAUGAGAUCAUCAGUAUACAAACUUCCCUUAAUCGAUGAAUCAGGGGAGACUGUCAACUUCCGCGUUUAUGGAAUUGAUCGGAUAUCCUCCCCUAUGGAGGGAAUUAACCUCAACGGCGUGAUGCAUCUGUUCCAAAACAUAAACAAGCAGGAGAUUCAGCGACCAAAUGGGGAAAUAGAUGUGUUGAUUGGUUAUGAGUAUGCAGGUUAUCAUCCUGAGCGGGAGCAAUCUUCUGGGCAUUUACUUCUGUUGAAAAACCGAUUCGGUCGUUGUCUGGGUGGGUCUCAUACCAGUAUGGCAGAGAACACGCUUAAGCUUAUCCAGCAUGCUACAGUUCACCAUGUUGCGAGGAUAAACAUUGAAAAUUUUUUCGAUACUGAAUCUCUAGGCGUUGAAUGUUCCCCGAGAUGUGGAAGUUGUCGCUGUGGACGGUGCCCAAUUGGUGGGAAAAGCUUCACAUUGAAGGAGGAGCGGGAAUUUGAUUGA
Molecule: messenger RNA, 2317 nt
Organism: Paramuricea clavata
Lineage: Eukaryota; Metazoa; Cnidaria; Anthozoa; Malacalcyonacea; Plexauridae
Source: the annotation of a GenBank genome assembly